Messenger RNA from Rubroshorea leprosula, 1774 nucleotides. Lineage: Eukaryota; Viridiplantae; Streptophyta; Magnoliopsida; Malvales; Dipterocarpaceae. The record is from the annotation of a GenBank genome assembly.
AGCCUCCAGAUCUUCCAAUUCCGACUCAGCCAUCUGGUUUUCUAGGACGUUUGGGAGAAUAGGUGCAGCUUCAGCCAUCCAGCCGAUUCCCUAACCCACAAAGAUUGCUACUACUUGUUCAAAAAAAAAAAAACCCUGUAUCAUGAAAUUACAGAAAUGACCUUCAGAAUCUCUCAUAUACCCUUCAUCGUGCUCUGCCAUGGUUUCUGUUGGACGACUGAUCCACCUACCGUGGGACUAGAUUGGGAGCUCUGGUUGGGCGGCAGACUUGUUAUUUGGAGCCUGCGGCUGUGAGCGUUGACCUAUUUUGCCUAGAGUUAGUGAUAGGAGAGAAGCUGUUCUGUUCCUUAAAUUCUAUAAAGUGAUUAUCAAAGACAUGAAGAGUUAAAAAGAAAUUAGUUUUGAUUUGGAGACACGAAGACUUAAAAGAAAUCAGUUAAGUUGCUGUUGAGAAAAGAAAAAGAAAAGUCAUUCUUUAGUCGAGGAGGAUGAGUGGGGAUGCUGUUGACGCCUGGAAAAGAUGCGCGGAGGCGUUUCAACUUGGGAAUCCGAGACUUGCAAAUGCAGUGAUGAGAAUUGUUCUUGAUCUUGCUGAAGAGGAAACCACUCCUAGAACUAGAAGAUUGAUCCUAUAUUUUGCACAAGCUCUCGCUUGCCGAGCCUAUGGACUUCAUCCUAAAUGUUUUUCAUUCCCAUCACCUGCCUGGAAGGAUUGGAUGUGUAGAUGCUAUGACCUUUUUUCUACUGUAGGUUGGUAUAUUUCAGAUGUCGUUGAGGGAAAAUGCAAAGUUCAUGUUAUUGAACUUGUCAAGGACAUGGAUGGUUAUGAGCAAUGGGCAUCCAUUUUUAGGCAGACUGAUAAAUGGGGUGAACUGACACAUUUAAGGUUAAGUUUCCUUGUACUAGAAAACGUUGAAUUUUCGAAAGAAAGUGAGGAGGAACUUAUUAGGAUCACUAACGAUUUGCACAUUGAGCUGGAAUAUAGGAUUAUUGCUGUUAACAGUUUCACUGACAUUGAUGUGUCUUUGCUGGAGAUGCGGGAUGGUGAGUUUGUGAUUGUGAAUUGCAUGUUUGUAUUCAGCAAAAUGUUAUCGGAGGCAUUAGCUCUGGAGAAGCUGUUAUCAAGGGUGAGGGAUGUCAUGAGAGUGGAUAUUAUGAGUUGUAGAGCAUGAUGCUAACCACCAUCAGUCUGAUUUUUUAUUGCGGUUUGAUGAAUCACUUAGAUAUUAUUCUUCUCUAUUCGAAGAUUAUAUUUUCAGUAAAAGCGAGGUGUAUUAUAGAUAUCAAAUAUGGAACAUAGUGGCGUAUGAGGGUAGAAACAGGGUGGAGCGGCACCAGACGUGGGCUCAAUGGAAAUCCUUGCUUACUCAUUAUGGAUUUUGUAUUUUUAAGUUGUUUACCAAAUGGGAAAAUGGAGAAUAUGAAGAGUGGAUAGAAGAUGGUAUCUUGGUGAUCACAAGUGCCAAAACAGAGAAGCGGCCAGUAUUUUUCGUUUCUGCUUGGAAAAUAUUAACAUCCCCCUCCAAAUCAUCGGACUCUAAUGAAGGUCUCUGCGAAAGCGAUUGCCUUCAAACUUUCGAAAUUUCCCCGGAGGUAUUCUAUUUUCUUCUUAUGCGAUAUCUUAUUUGUCGAAUAUACAAGUCGAAAAACAUUGAAUUCCUCAUCUUGGUUCAUCUUAAUUAAUUAAUCUAUCCAUUCAAUUUUAGUGAGUUUAGGGUUUUUUUUUUUUUUUUUUUUUUUUUUUUUUUUUUUUUAAUAAAAUUUUAUAUUUAUC